Ruditapes philippinarum (Manila clam) is the source of this 1367-nucleotide messenger RNA. Its product is annotated as WAP four-disulfide core domain protein 1-like. NCBI's taxonomy places the organism in Eukaryota, Metazoa, Mollusca, Bivalvia, Venerida, Veneridae. The transcript is spliced from 8 exons. The coding region runs from base 6 to 920 and encodes 304 amino acids. Gene Ontology annotation, molecular function: peptidase inhibitor activity. Gene Ontology annotation, cellular component: extracellular region. The record is from RefSeq and is a predicted model, not a curated record. Gene Ontology annotation, biological process: regulation of cell growth.
AAAAUAUGAUUUUAACGUUGAUUUUAGUCCUUCAGACGACUGGGACAUUGUUUGGUGCACAAAUUUUACCUGACCCUGAUUUGAAAGCUAUACUUAAAGGAAAGAAGGGGAAUGGAGUUAGAAAAAAGUCAAGAUUAAAUGAAGAAAAUAAAAGUGAUUCAGGGGGGAAUACAAAUGAAAAUGUUCCUGAAAAAUGGCUCGUAGAUGCGAUAUUUUAUGACGAUUACCAAUCAGAUGCUCCUGCUGCUCCAAAUAUGGCGUCGGAAGAUGUGUGUCCGCCGGUUCCGGAUGUUGUAUCAAAUGACGCAUGCGCACAUAAUUCGUGUCAAAGAGAUACCGAUUGUUCGGAUGGAUACAGUUGUUGUUUUACCGGAUGCUCUUUUACGUGCCUUCGUGAAGUUCAACCAGCCGCUCUUGUCGACUGGCGGAAGGAACCAAGAAGAUCAAGAUCUGGAAUAUCCUGGUUGAUCAACAGACCAAUUAAUGACGAUUCCUCCAAUGAAGUUGAAACAUGCAGCACCAGUCCCAUUGAAUCUGACGAGGACCCUCUAUUAUGCCCCCAGGGAUAUUUCUGUCACGUGACUGAUCCUGGAAAUAUAAAGGAUGGAAUACCAAACAGCGGAUAUUGCGUAAAACAUAACGAAGAAAAAUAUUCCCCUGGAGAAGAUAAUCUUGUAAUUACAUCAUCAUUGAAAAAGAGAAAGACGUGUGCAGUUGACGAUGUUAUAUUAUUACAUGGUGCAAAAAUACAACUGAAAGAUAAAUUUUGUCGCUGUAAAAAUGGACAUCUUUCAUGUAGAGAAAGAGGUAGAACAUCUAAAAUAAAGAAAAAAUAUAAAAACAAUAAAAGUAAUACAAGAAAUAGAAAAGAAAAACGCCAAAGAAAAGGUAAAAACAAGACGCAUUCCAGAGAGACCUGAUAAACUUUACUUAUCUAGUUACAAAGACAUGUUAUCAAUUAAAUUAUUUCCUUUAAACUACAAACACCACAAUAACAGAUACUGGAUUGAGCUCGUCAGUGGAGGAAAUUACAUCAUAGGAUUUCAUGACAAUGUCGUUCUUUUAUUGCCAUUCCUGUGAAAGAAUUUAUAUACAUAUAUAUACAAUUAUUCUAAUAUUGGAAGUGUAUACAAGAAUUUGAAAAUCCCAGAUACAAAACUACUGGCAAAUACAUAGAAAUUCAUUUACUAUGCUUUUAAAAUCACAUUUUAAAUAGAAAUACGUAGCUCUUAAUUCUUAAGUUUAUGUUUUAAGCACACGCUUCUUCAUUGUCGCUUUUCGCAAAUUAUUGUUACAACUUCCAACGCGAAAAGAAACUCAUAUUGUUUCAUUAUUUUGAAUCAGUGUGCGCCUAUUUUGAAAAUUGU